This is a messenger RNA of Globicephala melas (long-finned pilot whale), 2307 nucleotides long. It is a transcript of the gene DUSP9, whose product is annotated as dual specificity phosphatase 9. Gene Ontology annotation, molecular function: MAP kinase tyrosine/serine/threonine phosphatase activity; MAP kinase tyrosine phosphatase activity; protein tyrosine/threonine phosphatase activity. Lineage: Eukaryota; Metazoa; Chordata; Mammalia; Artiodactyla; Delphinidae. Gene Ontology annotation, biological process: protein dephosphorylation; negative regulation of MAPK cascade. Gene Ontology annotation, cellular component: cytoplasm; cytosol. The record is from RefSeq and is a predicted model, not a curated record.
CGCCCCGCCCCUCCAAACGGCAACUCCACGUCCAAAGGCAGCAGCUUCCAAGGUGGAAGCUGGGUCCCACUGCCAGGAAGCGGCCGGUGCGCGGGCGGCAGUGGACUCGGCCUCCACGUGCGCGCCUGCUCCACUGCCCCGCCCUCUUCCCGGUGGCCGGGAUCGGGGACUCCCUGCCCGCGGACGGCGCCCCUCGUCCCGCGGUGGCCGUGGCUGGGACGUCCGCGCGCGGCCGCUCGCCGCGGGAUCACGCUCCAGGUCUCUCUCCUUUUGUUUUCUACGGGGGGGAGGAGGGCAGCUCCGAGAGGUCCGGCCGGCCGAGGUCCAGCACCUCGGCACCACCUCUAUUACCCGGGCCCGCCUGGCCAUGCGGGAGAUCUCGGGCUGGACCCCCUCUCACGCGCACACGCCCCCCAAGUCGGAAGCUCGAACGUGGGGAGUGACUGCGGGCAGGCAGAGUGAGAGACGGACGCAGAAAGGGGGUGUGGGGGGAGAUGGCUGCGGCCUUGGGCCCCCAGGAGUGGCCAGGAAGGGACCCACGGCGGCUCUCGAAGGGGCCGUUGGACCCCCAGCCUUCCUCUUCUGGGGGACCUCUCACUUCCCUUCCUGGGACGGGAAGCAACGCCGAGUGGCUGCCUGGGGCGUUUUUCUUGGGGCGCAAGGGGCGCCUUUCUGCAUAUCCUUACUGUAGGAGGGGUACGAGAAGAAAAUCAGGCAGUAGAGGGGCGUCCCUGCGGGACCCUCGGCGCCCGCCUUCAGGACCCGGGCCUGGCUUCCCGUCUUGGCCCCCGGGCCAGCGCCCGUUGGCGGCCGGGCGCGAAGGACGCGAGCUCACGUCGCGCGCCUUCCCUCUCUCUGCAGCUCUCGGGGCCCGACGUGCCAGGAGCCGCGAGCCCAUGGAGGGUCUGGGCCGCUCGUGCCUGUGGCUGCGCCGGGAGCUGUCGCCCCCGCGGCCACGGCUGCUGCUCCUGGACUGCCGCAGCCGCGAGUUGUACGAGUCGGCGCGCAUCGGCGGGGCGCUGAGCGUGGCCCUGCCCGCGCUGCUGCUGCGCCGCCUGCGGCGGGGGAGCCUGUCGGUGCGCGCGCUCCUGCCUGGGCCGCCGCUGCAGCCGCCCCCGCCCGCCCCGGUGCUCCUGUACGACCAGGGCGGGGGCCGGCACCGGCGCGGGGAGGCCGAGGCCGAGGCCGAGGAGUGGGAGGCCGAGUCGGUGCUGGGCACCCUGCUCCAGAAGCUGCGGGAGGAAGGCUACCUGGCCUACUACCUACAGGGUGGCUUCAGCAGAUUCCAGGCCGAGUGCCCUCACCUAUGUGAGACCAGCCUUGACAGCCGUGGGGGCCCAAGCACAGCUCCGGUGCCCAGCCCAGUGGUGGGGCUCGGUGGCCUGUGCCUGGGCUCCGACUGCUCCGACGCGGAAUCCGAGCCUGACCGAGACUCCAUGAGCUGUGGCCUGGAUUCGGAGGGUGCCACGCCCCCCCCAGCGGGGCUGCUGCCAUCCUUCCCGGUCCAGAUCCUGCCCAACCUCUACCUGGGCAGUGCGCGGGAUUCGGCCAACGUGGAGAGCUUGGCCAAGCUGGGCAUCCGCUACAUCCUCAAUGUCACCCCAAACCUGCCUAACCUCUUCGAGAAGAACGGCGACUUUCACUACAAGCAGAUCCCCAUCUCGGACCACUGGAGCCAGAACUUGUCCCAGUUCUUUCCGGAGGCCAUCGCAUUCAUUGACGAGGCCUUGUCCCAGAACUGCGGGGUGCUCGUUCACUGCCUGGCCGGCGUCAGCCGCUCCGUCACCGUCACCGUGGCCUACCUCAUGCAGAAGCGCCACCUCUCGCUCAACGACGCCUACGACCUGGUCAAGCGGAAGAAGUCCAACAUCUCGCCCAACUUCAACUUCAUGGGGCAGCUGCUGGACUUCGAGCGCAGCCUGCGUCUGGAGGAGCGGCGCGCCCGGGAUGGGGGCAGCGGGGGGCAGGAGUCGGCCGCCUCCGACCCGCCCUCCUUCUUCACCACGCCGACCAGCGAUGGCGUCUUUGAGCUGGACGCCACAUAGGGCCCCGGGCCGUCCCCCAGCGGGUGCGCCCAGCCCAGCCACCCGCGUGCUGGGGAAGAGGAGGGAGGGGGCUCGGCCUGGGGGGGCGGGGAGAGCACAAUACCUCAUGUGGAGCUGUGGGACGAGGCAGGAGCCGGGAGCCCCUCCAGGGUGGCGGUGGGGACAGGCCUGUCCUACCCACUUGAAACAUCCACAGGAAUCCUAUUAAACGUGCCUAUGGGCCGGGCCUGGGGCCGCCAGCCUGACCCGCGCUGCUUGUGGG